Porites evermanni is the source of this 5385-nucleotide messenger RNA. The record is from the annotation of a GenBank genome assembly. Lineage: Eukaryota; Metazoa; Cnidaria; Anthozoa; Scleractinia; Poritidae.
GUAUUUGCAUCAUGCAGUUAUUUAAAGAAGAGUGACCCUACGGCAAAAAGUGGAGAUUACAUCACUGAUCCAGAUGGCAAGGGAGGUCAGGCAGCAUUCUCAGUGUACUGUGACAUGAGUGACAAGAAUGGUGUUGGCGUGACUGUCAUCAGUCACGAUAGUGAGAGUAGAACACUUGUGAGAGGAUAUGACCCCUUGGGGAACUACUCACGUGACAUUCAUUACACAGGAGCGAGUCUGUCUCAGUUGGCCAGUCUUACAAGCGUCUCCUCACAUUGUGAGCAGUUUAUCAAGUAUGAGUGUUAUCAUUCGAUGAUGUUCAGGUACGGCGGAUUUGCUUGGUGGGUUUCACGAAAUUAUACUAAGAUGACGUACUGGGGAGGAGCAUUAUCUGGCAGUGGUAAGUGCGCAUGCGGGAUGAACAACUCAUGUGCAGACUCUAGGUUUGGCUGUAACUGUGAUAAGAAUGACCACGUAUGGCGUGAAGACAGCGGUCUGCUCACUGAAAAGACAAAGCUUCCAGUAAUACAGCUCAGGUUUGGUGAUACUGGUGAUACGAAACUUCGCGAGAAGGGUUACCACACUCUGGGGAAAUUUAAGUGCUACGGCACAGUNUACGCCUGACAGUUAACAACUCUUACACAGAGCACCUGACAUCUUGAAAACACCCGCGCCUUAGUAAAAAUAGCUCUAAGUCUGCGAAAAAAAGGUCAUUGAUGACCGAGGUAACGCUCGGGGGAGGGAAGCUCGUCGUCUCACUUUGGAGUGUAAAUUGCAGAUUUUGGCCUCACUUAGAGUGUGUGGGAUGGAAGGUCACUAUAUUUGCCCAUUCUGGAAUCGCCUAAUACUGUGUACAAAACAAUGAAAAAAAAUGCCCUGGUACUGAUCGCAAACAAAUCUCCCUUAGGGGUCAGUUUAAGCUUGAGCCACACCUACAUUAGUCUCCCUUAGGGGUUUAGUUUGAAUUUUCUGACGCGCAUCCCCGUCACUUUUAUGUGGGAGUCCCCUCAAGGGUAACGAAUAAAAAUAUUAAUUUUGAACCUUCUCUCAGUAUUUGCAUCAUGCAGUUAUUUAAAGAAGAGUGACCCUACGGCAAAAAGUGGAGAUUACAUCACUGAUCCAGAUGGCAAGGGAGGUCAGGCAGCAUUCUCAGUGUACUGUGACAUGAGUGACAAGAAUGGUGUUGGCGUGACUGUCAUCAGUCACGAUAGUGAGAGUAGAACACUUGUGAGAGGAUAUGACCCCUUGGGGAACUACUCACGUGACAUUCAUUACACAGGAGCGAGUCUGUCUCAGUUGGCCAGUCUUACAAGCGUCUCCUCACAUUGUGAGCAGUUUAUCAAGUAUGAGUGUUAUCAUUCGAUGAUGUUCAGGUACGGCGGAUUUGCUUGGUGGGUUUCACGAAAUUAUACUAAGAUGACGUACUGGGGAGGAGCAUUAUCUGGCAGUGGUAAGUGCGCAUGCGGGAUGAACAACUCAUGUGCAGACUCUAGGUUUGGCUGUAACUGUGAUAAGAAUGACCACGUAUGGCGUGAAGACAGCGGUCUGCUCACUGAAAAGACAAAGCUUCCAGUAAUACAGCUCAGGUUUGGUGAUACUGGUGAUACGAAACUUCGCGAGAAGGGUUACCACACUCUGGGGAAAUUUAAGUGCUACGGCACAGUAUAAGCAUCUUGGUAUCACACAGACAAGCUUAUGGGUUAACUGCAGCUUACUUGAGCGUAAUUAAGCAAAACAUCGAGGAUAAUGUCCUCAACUAGUAAGAUAUCUGCAUUAUUAAGAUUGUUGACUGUGGAGAUGCACAGGAAGUCCUACCUCUCCGCUCACGCAUAUAUUAUCUUGUUUCGCGGAUUGUAUGAAGAUGUAGUUAAGAACUUUGCAUCUUUACUGCUGUAAAUGCACUGUCUGUAAUACAUUAAUAAAGCACAAAACCAAAACGUACUCUCAACUGUUUCACAGCCAUAAAAUGCGUCUGUUAGCCUUUUUGCGGCUUUUAGAGAUUGAUAUGACAGACUUCCCUACCCUUUUGUAUACUGUAUUGUUAUUAUUUUUAAAACUAGUGAAAUCUCUAUCCUUUGUAGUCUGCUACACAGCCGUUUUUUGUGCGUCACGCAACGCUCCUUUUGUGGCAAGCGCAACCUCCUCUUAUGAGCCAUUAUUUAGUACCCCCUCGGGAGUAAAUUGACACCUUGCAUGCAAAUGUCUGGAAAUGUUGCCAAUCCAACGAACGAUAAUACUGACCGUGAAUAUCACAGAAAAAGACGUGAAAUGAUAGAGGGAAACUUAAAAACAACAGGUACAACAACUCUUUCGAUUGUCGUCUUCACUGAUGCAAAAAUAAAGGAGCAAGAUGAAAAACAAAAGGAAAAAAUCUCGAUGAUUUUGAAAAUGGUCACUCAAACUUCAGAAUUUUCACACGAGAAAUUACAAACUUGCGAUGGCAAGAUUCCCUUUAUCUGAUCGAGUGUCUGUGAUGGCGUCCAGAUUCAAAAUGUUAUGAUUGAAGAUUUCAGGGCAUUAAAAGACGCUGUAGAAGACCUAAACAGAUAGGAAAAAGCACAGUUUUAAAAGCGAAUAGGAAACAUGCUAACGAGCAUUACGGUCAAAAGCAAAUGCUAGAAAACUGUGAACUUUACAUGUAUGCUUCUCAUUGGUGCCAACGUCUUUUUUAUUUUAAUAUUUGCACGGAAGUUUCUCUGCUUGUCAACGUACUCCAUACUCCGAGUGCUCCUACUGAAAAGCGAAUUUAAAAACCUUUUUGUUUCACAUGGCUUUGGGUAUAGUCUCACAUGAACCUCUCUUUACGAUCUAAUGAUGCCAUACCCAGUACAUAGCAGCUCUGGUAAAACGCACAUAGGCCUAUGAUGCUGCUAAGUUUUCAACAACCUUAAGAAUUCUGUACUUUUUCUCUCUGCCGACAUCGUGGGUUCAGCUGCUCUAGUAAAAACUCAGAAGAAAUGACAAUUCUUUACUUCGAAUUUUGAAGACGUCAAAUGAAAACUAGCAAUUCAAUCUUCUCCUCUAAAUUAUGUCAUCUUUUUCUCUCACGUACUUCUAUUCUCUACUGAACAUUUGGAACUGAUCUGUUCGAAUCUAUUGUGCUCAAAAUCGAUGGAAUUGCUGCUGUUCUAUUUAUUGUUACUGUUUUUCGUAUGCCAAUCACUCCUCCAUGAAGUUCUUUUGUGCAUAUUUCAGCUUUUUCCCAUGUAUGUAUAUAUAUAUUUACGGUACGUGCUUUCGAAUAUCAGUAUCCAUUAUACUUUAUUUACUGUUUGUUAUUGUUUUAAACGUGCAUUACCAAAAACCCAAAGAAGCGUAACACGUUAACCACGAUAUUUUAUGAAAUAAGCACACUCUUAAAAUUAAAGAAAUAAUUUCACUUGCGUUAUAGACUGUUAGAAUUUUGACAAAUCGCGGAUGGACAUACUCCGUCAUCACCCGAAUACUCCCAAUUAUCUUAAUACGUGCGAGAACAUUUUAUUAUGUUUAUGAAUUGAAUAGUUAAAUAUUAAUACAGACGUCAAUACCAUAUUUAUCUUUUGCCUAUACCGGACUAUAUUUUCCCUUAUAUAAAUGACAGUAAACCAGUUCAAUCAGAAGAAGUUCUUUCUACGGGGUCUUCAAUAUGACAGGCCGCUGUUUCUCCGUGUUAGGGCUCUUGUUGGUUUGUAAUUUCUGGGGAGCUUGGUUGACGUACAUUGCAACUGCACUUGAAAGUAAGAAAUAAUGUUACUUAAGUCAUAAAAAUGAAGUUUCCCUUUGCAGAUAAAUGGUUUCUGAUAAAAAUCUAGACCAGUAAGUUUAAUCUGACUUGUAAUGACUACUAAAUUGGCAUAACCUUCUUCAUCUAUUUUUCCUGGGUAUUACAGUCAUCCCAAGAGAAUUGAAGACAAUGCCUAGCAAAAUGUUUAGGGGCAAACAAGGUGUAUCUAUCAUCAUGGGAGAUGUGCAAACGGCGAAGUGGGAGGCAACAGAAAUAAUGAUGAUGACUUUUUUACCAAAAAUGCAUUAAUAUUUAUAAACAUUAUAUCAGAUAUCAGAUCGGUCCUGGUAUCUCCAUCGCUUGUGAAAUUUCUUGCUGAGAAGGGUAUUACGUUUACGAUAAUCAGACUAAAUUAAAGAAGGACAAAGGCAUUUUCCGACAUAAUGUGCGAGUUAUCAUCAAACCUAUACAUUGAGGUUUAUCACUUUCUUUAUAAUCUCUUUGCGGCAAGUUCAAGUCUUAUUCAAAUAUUCUAACUGUUUCCUUUUUUCUGUAACAUAUCUUAAUAACUUAAUAACUUAAUAACUUGUGUAUAUCACUCAGUUUCCUUUGUAAUAUCUUUAGCUUUUAAAUCAGCAUUACGCCUAACAGUUAACAACUCUUACACCAAGCACCUGGCAUCUUGAAAACACCCGCGCCUUAGUAAAAUAGCUCUAAGUCUGCGAAAAAAAGGUCAUUGAUGACCGAGAUAACACUCGGAGGAGGGAAGCUCGUCGUCUCACUUUGGAGUGUAAAUUGCAGAUUUUGGCCUCACUUAGAGUGUGUGGGAUGGAAGGUCACUGUAUUUGCCCAUUUUGGAAUCGCCUAAUACUGUGCACAAAGCAAUUUAAAAAAAAUGCCCUGGCACUGAUCGCAAAGAAAUCUCCCUUAGGGGUCAGUUUAAGCUUGAGCCACACCUAGAUUAGUCUCUCUCUUUGAAUUUGCUGACGCGCAUCCCCGUCACUUUUAUGUGGGAGUCCCCUCAAGGGUAACGAAUAAAAAUAUUAAUUUUGAACCUUCUCUCAGUAGUUGCAUCAUGCAGUUAUUUAAAGAAGAGUGACCCUACGGCAAAAAGUGGAUAUUACAUCAUUGAUCCAGAUGGCAAGGGAGGUCAGGCAGCAUUCUCAGUGUACUGUGACAUGACUGACAAGAAUGGUGUUGGCGUGACAGUCAUCAGUCACGAUAGUGAGAGUAGAACACUUGUGAGAGGAUAUGACCCCUUAGGGAACUACUCACGUGACAUUCAUUACACAGGAGCGAGUCUGUCUCAGUUGGCCAGUCUUACGAGCGUCUCCUCACACUGUGAGCAGUUUAUCAAGUAUGAGUGUUAUCAUUCGAUGAUGUUCAGGUACGGCGGAUUUGCUUGGUGGGUUUCACGUAAUUCUACUAAGAUGACGUACUGGGGAGGAGCAUUAUCUGGCAGUGGUAAGUGCGCAUGCGGGAUGAAAAACUCAUGUGCAGACUCUAGGUUUGGCUGUAACUGUGAUAAGAAUGACCACGUAUGGCGUGAAGACAGCGGUCUGCUCACUGAAAAGACAAAGCUUCCAGUAAUACAGCUCAGGUUUGGUGAUACUGGUGAUACGAAACUUCGCGAGAAGGGUUACCACACUCUGGGGAAAUUUAAGUGCUACGGCACAGCAUAA